Messenger RNA from Chelmon rostratus (copperband butterflyfish), 882 nucleotides. It is a transcript of the gene psenen, whose product is annotated as presenilin enhancer, gamma-secretase subunit. Gene Ontology annotation, cellular component: gamma-secretase complex. The record is from RefSeq and is a predicted model, not a curated record. Lineage: Eukaryota; Metazoa; Chordata; Actinopteri; Chaetodontiformes; Chaetodontidae. Bases 100 to 405 code for a protein of 101 amino acids. Gene Ontology annotation, biological process: Notch receptor processing. The transcript is spliced from 4 exons.
AAGUGUUUGAUUUUUUUUUUAUUAUUUGGUCUGUUUGCGACUGUUCUCUGACUUUUUGGCCUUAAAAUAUCAUAUCAGCAAUAGCCACAAAAAUUCACGAUGAACCUGGAACGACUGCCCAAUGAGGAGAAACUCAGCCUGUGCAGAAAAUAUUAUUUGGGUGGAUUCGCAUUUCUGCCAUUCCUUUGGCUGGUCAAUGUUGUUUGGUUUUUUCGGGAGGCCUUUGUUAAGCCAGCCUACACUGAGCAGCUCCAGAUAAAAACUUAUGUGAAGCGGUCAGCACUGGGGUUGCUGUUAUGGGUAGCAGUACUCACCACAUGGAUUACUAUUUUCCAGCACUUCAGAGCAGAGUGGGGGGAGGUGGGAGAUUAUCUCUCAUUUACCAUUCCGCUGGGCAUUCCUUGAGACAUUUUUUGAUGACAGGUCUUUUGAAAAUAACUGUUGAUCCAGUAUAAUGGACCAAAGAAUUUUCUUUUAACUACAGUGAAAGGCUUUGGUGAUUUGUUUUGUCUCUGGAGCCAAAUUCAAUGACUGGAUAACGUUAACAGAGUAAUCCCUUAUGUGUUCAAAGGAUAAAUGCUGUAGGAUUUGAAAAUUCCUGUUUCUUUUUAUGCAUGUUACGGCAUUUCAGAAAGUUCUUUGGCUUUAGACUAGGCUAAUUAAUCUUGUAUAGCAGACAAUGUCACCUGUCAUGGCAGUAUCUAACAGUAUCUAAUAAUGAAGCUGGAUGUUCAUUCAGGUUUGUUCAGGAUCAUUGAACAAUAGAUUGUUGUUGUUUUUUUGUUUUUUUUUCCUUGACUUAAAAUGUUUAUUGUUUGUGUGUGGUUGUGCACCCAGAACUACUUCUUGUAUGAAUGACAAAUAUAAAAACAAACAAACAUC